This is a messenger RNA of Charadrius vociferus (killdeer), 2124 nucleotides long. It is a transcript of the gene RASGRP1, whose product is annotated as RAS guanyl releasing protein 1 (calcium and DAG-regulated). The transcript has 15 exons. Gene Ontology annotation, molecular function: guanyl-nucleotide exchange factor activity; calcium ion binding. The record is from RefSeq and is a predicted model, not a curated record. Gene Ontology annotation, cellular component: plasma membrane. The coding region runs from base 1 to 2124 and encodes 707 amino acids. Gene Ontology annotation, biological process: Ras protein signal transduction; positive regulation of GTPase activity. Lineage: Eukaryota; Metazoa; Chordata; Aves; Charadriiformes; Charadriidae.
AUGGUGCCGUUGGGGCACUUGGCCAAAGGGGCUACUUUGGAAGAUCUUCUUGAAACCUGCAUUCAGUCUUUUGAUUUAGAAGGAAAUGCAUAUCAAAACAACCAGCUGCUAAAGAUAAUUCUGGCUAUGCAUCAGUUUAUCAUCUCCUCUGCAGACAUGCUCCAGAAGCUCAUUGAUCUCUAUCUUAAUGCUUUAGAAAAUAAAUCUUCCAUGCUGUGUGUAAAGAUAUGCUAUUUUGUGAGGUAUUGGAUUACAGAGUUCUGGGUUAUGUUCAAAAUGGACUCUAAACUAUCCACAACUAUGGAGGAAUUUCAAGAACUUGUUAAAGCUAAUGGUGAGGAGUUACACUGUCGUCUAAUUGACACAACUCAAAUAAAUUCUAGGGAUUGGUCUAGAAAGCUGACGCAGCGUGUCAAGGCCAACACCAGUAAGAAACGGAAAGUCUCGCUUCUUUUUGAUCACCUUGAGCCUGAGGAGCUGUCAGACCACCUUACCUAUCUUGAAUUCAAGUCUUUCAGAAGAAUAUCAUUCUCAGAUUAUCAGAACUACAUUGUGAAUAGUUGUGUGAAGGAGAAUCCAACAAUGGAAAGAUCAAUUGCUCUGUGCAAUGGUAUCUCUCAGUGGGUGCAGCUAAUGGUUCUCAGCAGACCAACACCACAGCUUCGGGCUGAAGUGUUCAUCAAGUUCAUUCAUGUUGCACAGAAGCUCCACCAGCUGCAGAAUUUCAAUACAUUAAUGGCAGUGAUAGGAGGUCUCUGUCACAGUUCCAUCUCCAGACUCAAGGAAACAAGCUCAUGUGUUCCUCAUGAUGUAAUUAAGGUGUUUAAUGAAAUGACAGAACUGCUUUCAUCAUACAGAAACUAUGAUAGUUACCGACGUGCCUAUAACGAGUGCAGUAACUUUAAGAUCCCAAUCCUUGGGGUCCACCUGAAAGACUUGAUAUCACUUUAUGAGGGCAUGCCAGACUACUUAGAGGACAAAAAAAUUAACAUAUAUAAACUAUACUCUCUGUAUAACCACAUAAAUGAGCUCAUACAACUCCAGGAAAUGCCACUUCCCUUGGAGGCUAACAUGGACCUUGUUCAUUUGCUUACAUUGUCUCUUGAUCUUUACUACACAGAAGAUGAAAUUUAUGAGCUUUCCUAUGCACGAGAGCCUCGAAGUCACCGAGCUGCUUCUGUCUUCAAAAAUUAUGACCAUGAUCAGGAUGGAUACAUUUCCCAGGAAGAAUUUGAAAAGAUAGCCGCCAGUUUUCCCUUCUCAUUUUGUGUAAUGGCUAAGGACUGGGAAGGUCUGAUUAGCAGGGAUGAAAUAACAGCUUACUUUAUGAGGGCUAGCUCAAUCUAUUCCAAAUUAGGACUUGGCUUUGCUCAUAACUUCCAAGAGACCACUUACUUAAGGCCUACUUUCUGCGACAACUGUGCUGGAUUUCUAUGGGGAGUCAUUAAACAAGGAUACAGAUGCAAAGACUGUGGAAUGAACUGUCACAAGCAAUGCAAAGAUCUGGUGGUGAUAGAGUGCAAGAGAAGACCCAAAACUUUGGUUGCAGAGAGCAGCCCAACAUCUGCUCUUGCUUCAAGCCUCUGCCCCAUGGGAGUCAAAGAGCAAUUCCAUGGACAAGACGAAGGACCAUUCACAUUUCCUAAUGGAGAAGUAGUGGAACACAAUGAAGACAGCAAGGACCGAACCAUUAUGCUCAUGGGUUCCUCAGCUCAGAAAAUCUCAGUGAGACUGAAACCAGCUGUGGUUCAUAAAGGUAUACAGACUGAUACAGUACUCCUGGCUGGUGAUGUAUCUCGUAGGCUGACAGAGAAAAAAGAACAUAAGAUGCCAGAAAAUCCUUAUCUCCAGCCAGCCCCACCAUCCCCAUGUCCAAGCCCAAUUCUAGGCCGCAAAAAGGCAUAUGUUAAAUGGGAAAACAAGGACUCCAGCCAGAAAAUGAAGGAGGAGCAUCACAGCUGUAAACCCUCAUACCAGGAACUUGAGCAGGAAAGAAACAUUCUAAAGGCAGACAAUGAAGGUUUAAAGAUCCAGCUGGAACAGGCACAUAAAACAAUCGAAUCUCUCACAAUCCAGAGAAGAAACCAUGUAGUCGACAACCUACAACACAGAGACUGCUCCUAG